This is a messenger RNA of Cyprinus carpio (common carp), 5930 nucleotides long. RefSeq names its product furin-1-like. The record is from RefSeq and is a predicted model, not a curated record. Gene Ontology annotation, biological process: peptide hormone processing. Gene Ontology annotation, cellular component: trans-Golgi network; Golgi membrane. Gene Ontology annotation, molecular function: serine-type endopeptidase activity. NCBI's taxonomy places the organism in Eukaryota, Metazoa, Chordata, Actinopteri, Cypriniformes, Cyprinidae.
CUGAGAAGCCGUGCGUAGACCACCUCUCCAGUCCAGUCCAAAGCCUGGAUAGAGGUGUAUUCUUUAUUAAUUUGUUUGUUUGCUUGAUUUUGCCGUUUUGAAACGUUCUAGCAUGCGUCCGUAACUAUGUUGGCGUAUCGGUCCAAAGGUGGCUCAGACGAACCGGGUCUCAGUGAUGCCUUAGCGUCGCGUUACGUGCGACAGAGCAAGCAAACCUAUCGCAAAGUUUCGCUAUUGUACAGUAGAUGAGUGCGCGUGGACUUUAGGACAGUCCAGCACGUCAGCACACUCGAGUCUGUCCCCUUGACAACACUACUUCUCCGGUGUCCUGAGUUUAGCUUUGUUUUGGGGUCAGUCAAACACGGAGCACUUUUCGCCGUGUCUGCGGACAGGUUUAGUGGAUUUACGCUGUGUCCAAGGAAACGGAAGAUUAGAAGCUGAUGCUGUUGAGGUGAUUCCUGAACCAUUCCGAGUCCAUCUCUCUUCCUCGGCUCUGUCUCUACAUGUGCCCAGGGAAGCACAGAUAUAGCAGAAGGCCACUGUGCUGACAGACUUGGUGACAUCAGGAACUCCUGCCUUGGUUCCCUCCAUUGUGUCUGAUGGAUCUCAGGCUUGUCUCAUUGAUGCUCGGAACACUACUUAUUCUCGUGACCUCUGAGCCACGGCCAUCCGUUGGACAGAAGGUCUACACCAACACAUGGGCCGUCCACAUCACAGGGGGAGAGCAGGAAGCCAACCGGAUCGCUAAAAAGCAUGGCUUUGUAAACCACGGGAAGGUUUUUGGAGAUUAUUAUCACUUCAGGCACCGCAGAGUGGUGAAGAGGUCUUUAUCAGAGCACAGAGGAACACACAUUCGUCUGCACACAGAACCUCAGGUAAUGUGGGCGGAACAGCAGGUGGUGAAACGAAGGAAGAAGAGGGAUAUUUACUAUGAGCCGACCGAUCCGAAGUUUGCACAGCAGUGGUACUUGUACAACGAAGAUCAUCGUGACCUCAACGUGAAGGAAGCCUGGAAGCGGGGUUUUACUGGACAAGGCGUCGUCGUGUCCAUAUUGGAUGAUGGAAUUGAAAAAAACCACCCAGAUCUGAUUCAAAACUAUGAUCCAGAUGCUAGCUAUGAUGUUAAUGAUGGCGACCCAGACCCACAGCCUCGAUACACCCAACUCAACGAUAACAGACAUGGGACACGUUGUGCUGGAGAGGUUGCUGCUGUUGCCAACAAUGGCAUGUGUGGUGUCGGAGUGGCCUACAAUUCAAAGAUCGGAGGUGUGCGCAUGUUGGAUGGAGAGGUCACUGAUGUGGUGGAAGCUCAGUCCCUCAGUCUCAACCCACAGCACAUUGACAUCUACAGUGCCAGCUGGGGACCCGAAGAUGACGGCAAAACGGUGGACGGACCUGCAAAGCUGGCCAAAGAAGCUUUCCUACGCGGCGUGAAUGAGGGCCGUGGAGGACGGGGGUCUAUCUUUGUGUGGGCUUCAGGGAACGGCGGCCGAGAGAAGGACAGCUGCAACUGCGACGGCUACACGAAUAGCAUCUAUACACUGUCCAUCAGCAGCAGCACGCAGAAUGGCAAUGUGCCCUGGUACAGCGAGGCAUGUUCGUCCACCCUCGCCACAACCUACAGCAGUGGAGGCCUCAAUGAGAAACAGAUUGUCACUACAGACCUCAGGCAGAAGUGCACUGACUCCCACACAGGCACCUCUGCCUCAGCCCCUCUAGCGGCAGGAAUCAUCGCCCUCGCCCUUGAGGCCAAUAAAAACCUGACCUGGAGAGACAUGCAGCAUCUGGUUGUGAGGACGUCCAACCCUGCCCACCUCACCACCAAUGACUGGAAGACAAAUGGAGUGGGUCGCAGAGUAAGUCAUUCUUAUGGAUAUGGUCUGCUGGAUGCUGGGGCCAUUGUGGCCCUGGCAAAGAACUGGACGAAUGUUGGACCUCAGCGGAAAUGUGUCCUGUCCUUGGUUUCUGAGCCUAGGAAUAUUGGGAGUCAUUUGGUGAUCAAUAAGAGUGUGGAUGCAUGUGCUGGGACGGACAACUUUGUGAGCUCAUUAGAACAUGCUCAAGCCCAUCUCACCCUGUCCUACAACCGCAGAGGAAACCUGGCCAUCUACCUGAUCAGCCCACAGGGCACCCGCUCCACGCUGCUUGCACCCAGACCUCAUGAUUACUCCUCUGAUGGCUUCAGUGACUGGGCUUUCAUGACCACCCACUCCUGGGAUGAGGACCCUCGUGGAGAAUGGACGUUGGAGAUUGAGAACGUGGCUGGAACCAAUGACUAUGGCACUCUGACUCAGUUCACACUGGUCCUCUAUGGCACAGCUUCUAGAUUAUCCGGCCCUUCAGCAGCAGACUCCAGCAGCUGCAAAACAUAUGACCUCAAUCAGAUCUGCACAGAGUGCAACCCCGGCUUUUUCUUGCACAACAAGGGCUGCGUGAGAGACUGUCCAGCAGGUUUCAUCGCAGGCACUCGCUCCAUUUUCCUCCCCAACAACGAGGUGACGUCCGUCCUCCGUCCUGCCUGCCAGUCCUGCGACCCCAUCUGCCUCACCUGCAGCGGCACGGGCCCUCAGAGCUGCCUCUCCUGCCCUCCUCACAGCCACCUGGACGCUGUCAGCGGCACCUGCCUGCACCAGAACCACAUCCAGCGUGAGUCUCCGGACGGCGGGCUGUUCCAGACGCAAGGUGGUGGCUCGUCCAUCAAACUGCACCCAGAGCUCACCUCUCGCCUGCCUGCAACCGUGGCCGUGCUCAGCUGUGCCUUCAUCGUGGCUACGUUUGUGGCCGUGUUCGGCUUCCUGCAGAUGUACACACGUAAACAGAACAAACUACUGUCUGCUGAAGCUGGGCCAGGAUCUGGCUUACUGGUUGGGUUUGGUUUCAACCGCACCGCAGUGGCCUACAAGGGCAUCCCAAGCGUUUGGAGGGAGGACGUGGGCAAUUCCGAGUCAGAGAACGAGGAAUUCGAGAUCCGCAAUGAGAGGACUGCCUUCAUUAAAACACAAAGUGCUCUUUAACACCCUUCUUGCUCACGUUCCUUCCCUCUCUAGCCUCUGUGGCACUGUUGUCUCUUUUUUUUUUUUUUUUUUUUUUUGUGUGAUUUCCUUCUUGGGUUCGUCUGAGCAAAUCUUAAUUCUGGGGGGUUUGGUUUGUUUUUCGCACCUGUCGUAGUUAUAUGAGCCAUGAUUCACCUGGGUGUUGACCUCUCUCGGUGCCUCAAAAUGGAAAGCUUCCAAUCACAAGCGACGGUGAUGAGCCGAUGGUCACAGGGUUGCCCCGGAAUAACAAUAAACAUGAUUAUUGUUUGGUCUCUUCCUGUUGCCUAGUGAGAUUUUAAGUAACAAGAUUGAAUCAUUUGCAUAGGAGGAAAACAAAGCUUUUCUUUGAGUGUAUGAGUGUGUGUGUAUAUGUGUGUGUUUGAGAGUGAAACUACGUUUAUAUGAAGUCAGUCAGUGCUCCAGUGGGUUGGAUCCACUGGCUUUGCGCAGGGAGCCUUUUAGAAGAACAUAUCACUAUUUCUACAUGGUCAGAUGGAGAGAGGAGCAGUGUGUUGUUAAAUGUGUUUGAAGAGCUUACUGCUCCCCCUAGAGUAUCUACAUUCACAAAUUCACAGUGUACAGCAGGCUGUUUAAAGGAAUAGUUCUCCGAAUGAUGAAACCUGACAUCAUUUGCUCACCCUCAUGUCAUUGCAAACCUGCAUUGUUUUCUUAGGUGAAAAAAAAAUCUAAAUGCCUCUAAAUUUUAUAUAUAUAUAUAUAUAUAUAUAUAUAUAUAUAUAUAUAUAUAUGUAGUGCUGAUGAUAGUGAAAUGAUUAAUCACAUUCAAAAUAAAGGUUAAGAACACACCAUACCACUUUUAUGGUGUAUUUGUUGUCAUUUUUGAUGCUCGACAGCUUUGAUCUGGUGAUUAUCAGUAUCUUUUCUGUUUCUUUGAAGAUCUCAUGCAGGUUUGAAAAGACACGAGUGAGUAUUUUCAUUUUAUUUGUGAGUUUCUUUGUGAACCGCAGUAUGCCUGCACUCUCUAACCGUACCGCAUGUGGGGAGAAAUCUCUGAAGUCAGUCAGUCCUUCCGAGCCAGCUCGGCAACUUUAAGCUCUUCUCUUUUCUAAAUCUGUCCUCCAGUCAAGGUUUGAAACACUAGAAACGGUCCCGGCUAAAGGCCUGUCCUGAAAAGAUCUGGCUUCGAUGUUGUCAUGUUCAUGGGAAUCAUCCAUGGUUGUGUUUUUGAAAUAAAUCAGAGACAGGGCUGUGAUGACCCUCACCCAGAGCAGCUUGGGUUUUAUAGACGUUUGGUUGUUUUCUUCUGCUCGAAUCAUUUCAUCAGGUAAUUUUCUUUGCUUACUACUGUUUGUUAUUAGUAGUACGCUUGGCCUCGUCAGCUCAUCUGCCCAGAAUAUAGUGCUGUUGUAUUUUUGUUUUUAUCCAAAUUACAUAUUCAUAAUCCACAUGUUGCUCUUAUGCAUUAUCUUCAUGAAAUGACAAUGUUAUCUAUGGAAUCUGUGCAAUAGAGACCCAACAGAGCUAAUGCGAUGAUGUGCUGAUUUCUUCAUCAUAUCCUAUCAGCAUUACUAUCAACCUUUCAAAACCAGUUUCUUACGACUGCACCAAACAAAGACAAGGACACAGUAUAGGCCAGUUCACAAACUACUUGCACCAUCUUCAGCCUUGCCCUUGUUUAGUUUAAACACGUUUUUACAUGAUUAAGACUCAUCUCUUUUUUUUUUUUUUUUUUUUUUUUUUUUUUAAGUGUGUCCUGUUCAUCUACACAGUCUCUAGACUAACAGAACAUCUUCAUUGACGACACCCUACAGUUUCACAGCUGUUGAAUAUCUCGUGACUUUAUGCUAAUGUUUAUUUGUUGAUCUGGUACCUCCCUGUUCUUAAAACAAGUUUCAAAUUGGAACUUUUCAUCCCUCCUUGUAUUAUUUGUAUAAGAGUUCAACUUGAAGCUGCAAUUUACUAUUUAGCUAAACAGCUGUAUAGGACUUCAGUUUUGUUUUUCGUUUUUUUUACAAUAAAUAUAUAGGUCUUCAGUUUAUUUACAAAGAAUGAAUUUGCGGUGAAAUGAAUGGCUAAAUUUCAAAGAAUGAAAUUGAACACUUUUAAAUUCAUUUAGCGCUCACACACACACACACAGAGAGUUGCAACUACUUUCUAUUUUUAAUACUCUCAACAUACAGUACAUGUUAAUUCAAUUCUCUACACUUUUGUUUAGCUAAACUGUAAAUAGCUGUUCUGCCCCCUGCAGUAAUGACUGUGUUACAGCUGUUUUGGAAAGCCUCAAAGACUGUGAAGGCGUGACCAAAAAGCACAGAUGAAAAUCUGCUUGCCUUAGAGGGAUAACAUGACCUGAAAAAACACACUGAAAAAAAAAAAUUUAUAACUUUUUUAAAUUGAGGUUUGUUUAAGUUUUGACUUAGAUAAGUGAUUUAACCAUACACCUUCAGAGAAUGCUUGAAAAGGCUGUUGAAAGACAUUUUAGGAGUUGUGGUCUAAACUUGUCGUGGCUGCAGUUUUUACAAGGUCACACGUAGUAGGUUUUCACCCUGAUGGUGCGAUGAUUGCAUUGUGCUUUAAGGGCUUGUUUGUGUGUGUGUGUGUGUGUGUGUGUGUGUGUGUGUGUGUGUGUGUGUGUGUGUGUGUGUGUUCAGGCUCAAGUGAGAACCUUCUGGAACCAUAGGAUUAUUUUCAUCUUUAUUUGAAGAGUCAACUGAUGCAUGUAGAUUCCCAAGUAGAAAACACCAAUCAUUUGUAUGACUACCUGAGACAGGACAGCUAUAUAUAAAAUUAGGCCUAUUUUUGUACUAUAUAUAUGGUGCAUUGUCAUUUACAUUUAAUUUAAAGAUUAUUUGCUGUUUUUUUCUUUUUAUUUAAUUGAUGUCAAUAUGCUAAUUAUAGAUUAUACAAAAAAAAUAAAGAUCUAUGCAAACUUCA